This is a messenger RNA of Ostertagia ostertagi, 279 nucleotides long. The record is from the annotation of a GenBank genome assembly. NCBI's taxonomy places the organism in Eukaryota, Metazoa, Nematoda, Chromadorea, Rhabditida, Trichostrongylidae.
UUCACUAGAGCAAAAGCCCCAACAAGCUACCGUGCUCUUUAUCCGUUCACUCCUACGAAGGACGACGAAGUGGCGCUGGAAGUGAAUGACAUCAUUUUUGUAGUUGAAAAGUGCGACGACGGCUGGUACAUUGGGACCGUCUUGCGAACCGGACAGUUUGGUACCUUCCCCGGUAACUACGUGGAACGGCAUGUAAGACAUAACAGUGCAGGGACCAUUUUUGCGGAAAUGAUAAAAAAUUUUGCUUUGAAGAGAUGCUUGACGAGAAAUAAUUUAUGA